CAAAUUAGUCCGUUCUGGUUCCAGUCGGUUAUUUCUCCUCCUCUUCAGAGUCUUCAGUUUCCCUGGGUUUAAUUUAACCCAAACAGAAUCACAAAACCCUAACUUUCACCAUUACCUCGAUGAAAUGAUGCAAAAUCUUCAUCGAACACUAUCUCGAUUCUCGAUCUUACCAACCACUACUAGAUCGUUACUCGAAACCCCAUCAAAAGAUGUACUAGUCACUUCGAAUAACAACCUUAAAUCCCUUUUCAUUCCACUUUCAUGGCGAAAAUUUUCAACAAGUGACAAAGGAAAUGAAAAUGAUCCUUGGGAAAAACCAUGGGGCAAUACCGGAUCUUCAACUGCUCCAGUUGGUAGUAACAAUGAUUGGGAUUCUGCUUCAUCAAGGUCGACUGGAAUAACUAAAGAGCAUCUUGAUGGAGAAGCUAUAGGUCAUCAAGCUACUGCUGAAACGGGUUCUGCGAAACCAAAACCUUCGGUUUCUUCUCCGUCAUUGUCGAAUGUGGCAGACGCAGAUUCAUAUGAUGAAAUUGCAGACCUUCUUGGGAAGGAGAGACGUAAAAGUGAGGAAUUUGUUAGAGGGUGGGGAGAGAGGAUGAAAGAAACGACUCAGUUGUUGAAACAAGUUAUGGAACCAGGUGUUAGGGGUUCUUAUUUGAAAGAUUCAGAGAAAGCUGAAAUGUAUAAAUUGCAUAAGAUGAAUCCUGAAGUUUAUACUGUUGAGAAAUUAGCGAAAGAUUAUCGAGUAAUGCGACAAAGGGUUCAUGCUAUAUUGUGGUUAAAGGAAGAUGAGGAGGAACAAGAGAAGAAGCUUGGGAAGCCCUUGGAUGAUUCUGUUGAGAAGUUGCUUGAUUCUUUUCCUGAGUUUUUCAAUUCCCACUGUCGAGAAUUCCAUGUGGCCAAGCUACCGUACAAACCCAAUUUCAAGGUCAUGCCUGAGGGUUGGGAGGGAACAGCUAGAGAUCCUGACGAAGUGCACUAUGAAAUAUCGAUGAAGGAAGAUGAAAUGCUGUAUGAAGAAUUUGUUCAAAGGAUGAACUUUAACAAGAAAAAGAUUGCUGGAGAAGUGAAAUGCCACAAAUAUAGUAGGAGGCGCUCUGAUGACGGAUGGAGAUUCACUAUUGAAAAACUUGGACCACAGGGAAAACGUGGAGGUGGUGGUGGAUGGAAAUUUGUUAGUGAGCCUAAUGGGUCUAGCCGAGCCCUAAAUGAAAUUGAAAAGAUGUACGUGCAGAGAGAAACAGUCAAACGUCGUCGUAAAAGGCACUAUUGACAACCUUAAGAAGUUGUACGGAAACAUGAGUCUUCCCAUCCCAAUUUUACAUUUUUUUUGUUAACUAACUCAUCCAUGUUUCCUGAUAAUGUUUUUAUUCCUUUUCUUUUUAAUAUUCUUCUGGUAGAAAAGUUAAGAAGUCAUUCUAUCGAGUAACAUGAAUUUUGGAAAAAAAGUUAGAUAGGCAUCCUGUUAAAACAGGAAUAGUUUGGUGUAAUAAUAACUUAAAUGUGUUAAGAGUUGCCUUCUGUUCUCGCGAAAAAAUGUGUAUGUUUUACCAAUA
Molecule: messenger RNA, 1556 nt
Organism: Papaver somniferum (opium poppy)
Lineage: Eukaryota; Viridiplantae; Streptophyta; Magnoliopsida; Ranunculales; Papaveraceae
Exons: 3
Coding region: 125-1273 (382 amino acids)
Source: RefSeq, a predicted model, not a curated record